CCCGCGGCCGGGUAGGGUGUGAGAAGUUAGUGGCGCUGCUGCGGUGCCGUGAGGGGACGGAGACGGCUGGGCUCUGCGAGCGGCGGCGGCCCCGGAUCAGCGCGAUGCUCACGGACGGCACCGCCGCCCCCGUCGGCGACGAGGAGAUCGACUCGGUCGCUCCCCGCGCGCCGCCCGCCGCCGAGCCGCCCGCCGCGGCCGGGCCCUCCCCGCUGGGCUUGCGGGCCGUGCGCCUCUUCGGGGAGGCCGGGCCCGGCGGGCCGGGAGGCCCCGGCGCGCCCGCGGCCGGCGAGGCCGCCCUCGACUUCAAGCUGGCGGCCGCCGUGCUGCGGAGCGGGGGCGGCGGCGGCGGCUCCGGCAGCGACGAGGACGAGGUGUCCGAGGUUGAAUCAUUUAUUUUGGACCAAGAAGAUCUUGAUAAUCCAGUGCUUAAAACCACGUCGGAGUUAUUCUUAUCGAGUGCUGCAGAAGGUGCGGACUUGAGGACUGUGGAUCCAGAAACACAAGCAAGACUAGAAGCUUUACUGGAGGCAGCAGGAAUUGGUAAAUUGUCCACUGCCGAUGGUAAAGCCUUCGCAGAUCCUGAGGUUCUCCGAAGACUGACAUCCUCUGUCAGCUGUGCACUGGAUGAAGCUGCUGCUGCAUUGACGCGGAUGAGAGCAGAGAACAAUCACAAUGCAGGACAAGUGGACAAUCGCAGUUUGGCAGAAGCAUGCUCAGAUGGGGAUGUAAAUGCUGUCCGGAAGCUGUUGGAUGAAGGAAGAAGCGUAAAUGAACAUACUGAAGAAGGGGAGAGUCUCCUUUGCUUGGCCUGUUCAGCAGGAUAUUAUGAAUUGGCACAAGUGCUACUAGCAAUGCAUGCAAAUGUUGAAGAUCGAGGGAAUAAAGGAGACAUAACUCCCUUAAUGGCAGCUGCCAGCGGAGGCUAUGUAGAUAUUGUUAAACUUCUCCUUGUUCAUUGUGCAGACGUCAACGCACAAUCUUCAACAGGAGUGGAUGAUGAAAAGGCCUUUCAUGUAAACUACUUCUUCUCUGCAGGGAACACAGCUCUCACUUAUGCUUGUGCUGGGGGCUUUGUUGACAUAGUGAAGGUGCUAUUGAAAGCCGGUGCUAAUAUAGAAGACCACAAUGAGAAUGGGCAUACCCCCUUAAUGGAAGCAGCCAGUGCAGGUCAUGUUGAGGUUGCAAGAGUAUUGCUGGAAUAUGGUGCAGGAAUCAACACUCACUCCAACGAGUUCAAAGAAAGUGCACUUACACUUGCAUGCUAUAAAGGCCAUUUAGAUAUGGUUCGUUUUUUGCUUGAAGCUGGAGCUGAUCAAGAACAUAAAACAGAUGAGAUGCACACGGCGCUAAUGGAGGCCUGCAUGGAUGGACAUGUGGAAGUGGCACGCUUGCUUUUAGACAGUGGUGCUCAAGUGAAUAUGCCUGCAGAUUCAUUUGAAUCUCCGCUCACUCUGGCUGCUUGUGGUGGACAUGUGGAGUUGGCAGCUCUUCUGAUAGAAAGGGGAGCUAACCUGGAGGAAGUUAAUGAUGAAGGUUAUACUCCUCUAAUGGAAGCUGCCCGGGAAGGCCAUGAAGAGAUGGUAGCCUUGCUACUGGCACAAGGGGCAAAUAUAAAUGCACAGACAGAAGAAACGCAGGAAACAGCUCUUACUCUGGCAUGUUGUGGAGGGUUUUCUGAAGUAGCUGAUUUCCUCAUUAAGGCAGGAGCUGAUAUAGAACUUGGUUGCUCAACGCCUUUGAUGGAAGCUGCUCAAGAGGGUCAUCUUGAAUUGGUGAAAUACUUGCUGGCAGCAGGAGCUAAUGUUCAUGCCACCACAGCAACAGGAGAUACAGCUUUGACCUAUGCCUGUGAAAAUGGACAUACUGAUGUUGCAGAUGUGUUGCUUCAAGCUGGUGCUGAUUUGGACAAACAGGAGGACUUAAAGAAGACUAUUUUGGAGGGCAUAGAGCCGGGCAAGCAUCAGGAACAUGAAUCUGAAGGUGGGAGAACCCCACUGAUGAAGGCUGCACGAGCUGGUCAUUUAUGCACUGUGCAAUUCCUUAUUAGCAAAGGUGCCAAUGUUAACAGGGCUACAGCUAAUAAUGACCACACGGUGGUGUCACUGGCAUGUGCCGGAGGCCACCUGGCAGUUGUUGAGCUCCUUCUGGCUCAUGGUGCAGAUCCUACUCAUCGGCUCAAGGAUGGCUCAACAAUGCUCAUUGAAGCCGCCAAAGGAGGACAUACAAAUGUUGUUUCUUACUUGCUGGAUUACCCAAACAAUGUUUUGUCGGUUCCUGCAGCAGACUUGUCUCAGCUCACACCUCCAUCUCAGGAUCAGUCUCAGGUUCCACGUGUACCGGUGCAUACGCUUGCUAUGGUUGUACCCCCCCAGGAACCUGACAGAACCCCUCAAGAGAACUCGCCACCUCUCUUGGGAGUGGUGAAAGGUGCAUCCAAGCAGAAGUCAAGUUCCCUGCAGGUAGCAGAUAAGGACCUACUGCCACCUUUUCACCCAUACCAGCCUUUGGAAUGCAUAGUAGAAGAGACUGAAGGCAAGCUGAAUGAACUUGGACAGAGAAUUAGUGCUAUUGAAAAAGCACAACUUAAAUCAUUGGAAUUAAUUCAAGGUGAACCUUUAAAUAAAGAUAAGAUUGAAGAACUUAAAAAGAACAGAGAAGAACAAGUACAGAAGAAGAAGAAAAUAUUGAAGGAGCUGCAGAAGGUGGAAAGGCAGUUGCAGAUGAAAACCCAACAGCAGUUUACCAAAGAAUAUUUGGAGACCAAAGGUCAGACAGACACACCACUUCCCCUGCAGCAGCAGUGCCCACUUACAGGGGUCUUCCCAGAAGUGGAAGCUGAUAAGGGUCUGCCAGAGGAUAACAUUUCAGGGUUACCUCAGGCUGACACAAUCUUGUCUAAAGAUGACGAGCAACAACAGUCUCCACCACCUGCUGAACAAAUAGAGUUUGUCCCUAUCCAGCCUUUGCCAGCACCGCAAUGUAAUUUUUCUGGUAAUUUAGGUUAUAAUGGGACAGAGUCUCUUGAACUUCAGAAAGCAUUAGGGAAUCAGCACAAUGUAGGACAGCAGCAGCAAAUUGCUGGGCAGGGGCUCUUAGUUCAAGAACCAGACGGAUUAAUGGUUGCCACUCCAGCACAGACGCUUACCGACACUCUUGAUGACCUAAUAGCAGCUGUGAAUAGCAGAGUGCCCAGUGGCUCCACCAGCUCCUCGCACACUACCGAAUCCCCUACACCUGAGCCUUGUUCACAGGCAUCGAGCAAUGUGCCCUCACAGUCGGUGCUCCCUAUGUAUCCUUCAGUUGACAUCGAUGCACAUACUGAAAGUAAUCAUGACACUGCUCUCACCCUUGCAUGUGCGGGAGGUCAUGAAGAACUUGUAUCUGUACUGAUAGCACGUGGUGCCAAUAUUGAACACAGAGACAAGAAGGGUUUUACACCUUUGAUUCUGGCUGCAACUGCUGGACAUGUUGGUGUAGUGGAAAUUCUUCUAGACAAAGGUGGGGAUAUAGAAGCACAGUCUGAGCGCACAAAGGAUACUCCGCUUUCGUUGGCAUGCUCCGGUGGACGCCAAGAGGUUGUUGAUUUGUUGUUAGCCCGGGGAGCAAAUAAAGAACAUAGGAAUGUGUCUGAUUAUACGCCAUUAAGCCUUGCUGCAUCUGGUGGCUAUGUUAAUAUCAUCAAGAUUCUUCUCAAUGCUGGGGCAGAAAUUAAUUCAAGGACCGGGAGUAAGCUAGGUAUUUCUCCUCUGAUGCUGGCUGCUAUGAAUGGUCAUGUACCUGCUGUGAAACUGUUGCUUGAUAUGGGUUCUGAUAUUAAUGCCCAAAUUGAGACCAACCGGAAUACAGCCCUCACCCUGGCCUGCUUCCAGGGCCGAGCAGAGGUGGUCAGUCUGCUUUUGGACAGGAAGGCCAAUGUUGAGCACAGGGCAAAGACUGGUCUCACACCCCUGAUGGAAGCGGCUUCAGGAGGAUAUGCAGAGGUUGGAAGGGUUCUCCUUGAUAAAGGAGCAGAUGUUAAUGCUCCACCUGUGCCUUCCUCAAGAGAUACAGCUUUAACAAUUGCAGCAGAUAAGGGUCACUACAAGUUCUGUGAGCUCCUGAUUAAUAGAGGAGCGCAUAUUGAUGUUCGUAACAAGAAAGGAAACACACCUCUGUGGUUGGCAGCUAAUGGUGGUCACUAUGAUGUGGUUCAGUUGCUUGUGCAAGCAGGAGCAGAUGUGGAUGCUGCAGAUAAUCGGAAAAUUACACCUCUCAUGUCAGCGUUUCGCAAGGGGCAUGUGAAAGUAGUUCAGUUCCUGGUGAAAGAAGUUAACCAGUUUCCUUCGGAUAUUGAAUGCAUGCGAUACAUAGCGACGAUAACUGACAAGGACCUGUUGAAAAAGUGUCACCAGUGUGUGGAGACAAUUGUGAAAGCUAAAGACCAGCAGGCUGCAGAAGCAAAUAAGAAUGCAACUAUAUUGCUGAAGGAGCUAGACCUGGAAAAAUCAAGAGAGGAGAGCAGAAAACAAGCUCUUGCAGCUAAAAGGGAGAAAAGAAAGGAAAAGAGAAAGAAGAAGAAAGAGGAACAAAAAAGAAAACAAGAAGAAGAUGAAGAAAACAAGCCUAAAGAAACUCUGGAACUACAAGAGGAUGAUGAUGAAGAAGAAAAUGAUGAUGAAGUGGAGCAAGAAGUUCCUAUAGAGCCUCCUAGUGCAACUACUACAACUACAAUUGGAAUUUCUGCAACUUCAACUACUUUCACAAAUGCCUUUGGGAAGAAGAGAGCUAAUGUGGUGACUACCCCCAGCACAAAUAGAAAAAAUAAGAAAAAUAAAACAAAAGAGACUCCUCAGAAUAUGCAGAUAAUUUUGCCAGAUCAGCAUAUAUCUCUAGCACAGCAAAAAGCAGAUAAAAAUAAAAUAAAUGGAGAGCCAAGAGGUGGUGGUGCAAGUGGGAAUAGUGAUUCAGAUAACUUGGAUAGCACAGAUUGCAAUAGUGAAAGUAGCAGUGGAGGUAAAAGCCAAGAGUUGAACUUCACAAUGGAUACAAAUUCCUCUGAGCGGCGCUAUGCCUCAUUGCUUAUCCCCUCUCAGGAAGAAAAAACAAGCACCUCGGCUUCAAAAACACCAACGAGGAGGGAAGAAGUUGAUGACUCUGAGCAUUUCACCUGCCAGGUUGAUGGCCAGUUUGAUUUAACCUUGUCGAGCCAGAGACUUGAUGGUGAAGGUCAUUCAAAUUCUUUGUCAACUACUUAUAAGCCUGUUUCCCUGCCUCUGACCUCUCCAAAUGUAAAGCUGAAUCUGACUAGUCCAAAAAGAGGCCAGAAAAGAGAAGAAGGCUGGAAAGAAGUGGUUAGAAGGUCAAAGAAAUUAUCUGUCCCAGCUUCUGUCGUAUCUAGAAUAAUGGGAAGAGGUGGGUGCAACAUCACAGCAAUUCAAGAUGUCACUGGUGCCCAUAUUGAUGUUGAUAAGCAAAAAGAUAAGAAUGGAGAGAGAAUGAUCACUAUAAGGGGUGGUACAGAGUCAACACGAUAUGCAGUGCAACUCAUCAAUGCCCUUAUUCAAGAUCCUGCCAAGGAACUGGAAGACUUGAUUCCUAAAACUCAUAUAAGAACACCUGCUUCGAGUACCAAAUCAAUCCAUGCAAACUUUUCAUCUGGAGUCAGCACUGCGACUGCUUCAAACAAGAACUCCUUUCCUCUCGGAGCACCACCCCUAGUCACAUCACAGUCAUCAACACUAUCUACUUUCCAGCCUACUAACAAAUUAAACAAGAAUGUCCCAGCGAAUGUGCGCUCAUCUUUUCCGGUGUCUCUUCCUCUAGCUUAUUCUCACCCCCAUUUUGCCUUGCUGGCUGCCCAAACUAUGCAACAGAUCCGGCACCCUCGCUUACCUAUGGCCCAAUUUGGAGGAACUUUUUCACCUUCACCGAACACUUGGGGACCAUUCCCAGUGAGACCAGUUAACCCUGGCAGCACAAACAGCUCUCCAAAGCAUAAUAGUUCAAGUCGUGUAGGUAGUCAGAAUGGAAAUAUUUUACAGACGGAGUCUCCCGGACUAGCUACUUCUAGUUGUCCCAUUACUGUCUCUUCUGUAGCUGCUUCUACCCAACCGCUGUGUGUGACCAGUAAUCGGACUCCCUCUUCGGUCAGAAAGCAGUUGUUUGCCUGCGUUCCCAAGACAAGUGCUGCAGCAACAGCAAUCUCAACUGUGACGAGCACCUGUAGCACUCUGCCUUCAGCUUCCUCUGCCCCCCCAAACAACGGGCAAGUGCCCGCAGCAUUUCUGUCAUCUAAUGCUCCACAAACGCAGCAUUCUGCACUUAAAGCGGACUCUUUCUCGGCUGUCUCAGCACCCAAAGAGAAGGUGUCAACACCAGACCAGCCUGCUGCAAACGCAUGUGCACCAUCUUCGGUUGCAAGUAGUUGCAGUAUGUCAGCUAGCAGCAACUCAGGAGUCACUGAAACUUGCCCAUCGAGCAGCCCUGCACCUCUAAAUAAUGUCCAAGAUGAAAUACUGCCAACCAGCAUGUCAGAGAUCAAUCCUUCCAUGUCGAUGCCUUUUUCAUCCAGCUCAGAAACUGCUCCUUUAAGCUUAGUGUCACCCAGGUCAGUUGUUGCAGAUAAUCAGGACAACAGUAACUUACCUCAAGUAGCUGUACCAGCACCUCGAGUUACUCACAGGAUGCAGUCCAGAGGUUCUUUCUAUUCAGUGGUACCAAAUGCAAACCUCCAUCAAGAUCCUCAGUCUAUUUUUGUUACGAAUCAAGUUCCUUUAACACCUUCUCAAGGUCCACCUGCUGCAGUGCAGCUUUCGUCAGCCAUGAACGUUAUGAACGGUUCUCAGAUGCACAUUAACCCAGCAAACAAAUCAUUGCCUCCGACCUUUGGGCCAGCAACACUCUUCAAUCACUUUAGUAGUCUUUUUGAUAGCAACCAGGUGCCAGCUAACCAAGGAUGGGGAGACUGUCCACUCUCUACCCGAGCAGCAGCUGACCCAUCUUUCACUGUUCAGUCUACCUUUCUGAAUAACUCUGUGCUAGGACACGUGGAAAACGUGCAUCCUGACAACUCCAAGGCUCCUGGUUUCAGGCCACCUUCCCAACGAGUUUCGACUAGUCCUGUAGGCUUACCCUCUCUAGAUCCAUCCAACAGCUCUACAACUUCUUCUUCAGGUCCUUUGACAGGCUUUUCAGCAAACAUACAAGGAGCACGGGUUUACCUUCAAGGGCCAGCGCCUGUUGGGACUCCCAGCUUUAACAGACAGCAUUUUUCACCACAUCCUUGGACAAGCGCAACAAAUUCAUCAGGUGAAUCUCCUAUUCCAUCAGUUUCCUCAGGAUCAUCUUCGCCCCUUUCAGCUGCUUCUGCACCUUCUAACUUGGGCCAGCCAAAAACGGGUAACGCCAAUCAAGAUCGAAAGGUACCCCCACCCAUCGGGACAGAAAGGCUUGCUAGAAUUCGACAGGGAGGAUCUGUCACUCCUACACCCUUGGGAACCAACUUCACGGCUCCUGUUGGUCAUAGUGGUAUUUGGUCUUUUGGAGUUAACAGUGUAUCUGAAGGUUUAUCAGGUUGGUCUCAGCCUGUCAUGGGAAAUCAUCCGAUGCAUCAGCAGCUGUCAGACCCAGGCACGUUUUCUCAGCAUCAGCCAAUGGAGAGAGAUGAUUCUGGAAUAGUGGCUCCCUCAAAUAUUUUCCACCAACCUAUGCCAAAUAGUUUUGUGGAUUUUUCUAAAGGCCUACCGAUUUCCAUGUACGGCGGCACUCUAAUACCCUCACACCCUCAGCUAGCGGAUGGCCCAGGAGGCCCCCUCUUUAACGGGCUCCAUACUCCAGAUCCUGCCUGGAAUCCCAUGAUCAAAGUUGUCCAGAACUCAACAGAAUGUACUGAUGCUCAGCAGAUUUGGCCUGGCACCUGGGCACCUCACAUUGGAAACAUGCAUCUCAAGUACGUCAACUGAUUUAAGGGGGUGUAUCCUUUUUUAGCCUUGUUUGGGAAUCUUUACGGUCUUGAAGAACCCUGGGGAUUUUUUUAAUGUGCCUAACUAAGCAAUUUUCUGUGGGCUGUAACAAUGGAAACUUGAUUGCCCGUUGUAUAAGAACAAAUUGAUUUACCUGUACAAACUGAUUCUGCUCUCCAGUUAGUUUAGCCAUUUUGAACUUAAAAAUCAGACAAAACUAGUGCUUUUGGCUAAACACUACUGAAUGCUCCUUGUAUGCAGCAGAGAACUAGCUGAUUACAUGAUUUCAACCUUUUAGGGUGGUAAAUACAUGUAUAAUUGUUUACAUACUUAAAAGGAAAAGCUGAGUAAAUUUCAUGUCGUAUAGUGGCUCUACUUUAUGUAGCCUGUAUUAAUGUGAAAUAUUUACCUGAAUAUUCAAUAAAAGGCAAACAGUAUUUAUAGGUUGUGUGUGAGAAUUUUGGAAGAGGCUGUAUGUUGUUGUCAUUGGUAGCUGCUGCCGUGCCCAGUGAUGCAUCUUUUCAGGGUCACGUAAUUAGCACGUGGAUGCAGUCAGGGUUUGGGGGAGGUUUUGAUCUGCAGUCAUCUGUGAUACAAGGUCUGCCGAGUCCUUCCCCCUGCCAGUUGUUAGCCUUUAUUUUUUUGUGUGAACAUGGUUGUGUGUUAUUUUUUUUUUUUUUUUCCUGCUGGAUUGGUUCUGCUGCUUCCAGCACUCUUUUUCCAGGUGGGUUGCCUGAGAGAUCAGGUUUGGUUCAGGGGUUGGAAAUAAGGGCUGAGCUGACAACGUGGCAACUGAUGACACCUUAAUUUGUGGAAGGUAAAUAGGUAGCUUGUAGGUAAAUGCAGGGUUUCUUCACCUGACUUGCUGUGACCAGCUGCCUAGAAGCAGAUCUUAGGAAAGCGGAGACCACUUCCCACUAGAGAAAAAUGUAUUAUAUUCAAUUCGAAGCUUCUUGUUACCCUUUAAAUCUGGUAAGAGCUCCUCAAGUCCUUUCCGUGAGGAGGAAGGGGAUUUUCGCAUACUGCUUAAGAUGAACGUUCAUUUUCUACCCAGGUGCAGAAGUUCUCCACUUUCUGCACUUGGACUAUGCUUAUUUCUGCUUUUGCUCAGUGGUGAUGCAGUAACUACACUGAAUAUUUGGUCCAUUCCUCAAGCAGGUAACUACAUACAGUGCAUGUAGUGUCCAAUCUAACAGACCACUUUUGGUGGUCUCUCAGACCAGAUGGAGACUCCUCCACCUUCCUCCACCUUCUCCAGACAGAUCCUUACAUGCAGCAGCAGCAGAGUUUCCCCAGGAAAAGCAUGAGGAAGGAGUACUGAAAACCCGAAGUGCACAAGCAAUAUCUGAGUACUGCAGGCAGAUAAACCUCAGAAAUGCUACUGGAUGAUAUAUUCAGAUAUUUUUUUUUUAGUAUUUGAGGAAGAAAUGCAAAAAACAUUGAACUGCUGCUGGCUGCCUGAUAGUGAAAUGCCAAAGGAGAAACACUUGUGUUAACAGUACUUGUAUUGAGAACAAAUGAUAUUG
Molecule: messenger RNA, 9469 nt
Organism: Aquila chrysaetos chrysaetos
Lineage: Eukaryota; Metazoa; Chordata; Aves; Accipitriformes; Accipitridae
Product: ankyrin repeat and KH domain-containing protein 1
Exons: 36
Coding region: 105-7943 (2612 amino acids)
Biological process (GO): innate immune response
Cellular component (GO): cytoplasm
Molecular function (GO): protein binding; RNA binding
Source: RefSeq, a predicted model, not a curated record